Cyprinodon variegatus (sheepshead minnow) is the source of this 1119-nucleotide messenger RNA. RefSeq lists its product as uncharacterized. The record is from RefSeq and is a predicted model, not a curated record. NCBI's taxonomy places the organism in Eukaryota, Metazoa, Chordata, Actinopteri, Cyprinodontiformes, Cyprinodontidae. The coding region runs from base 1 to 1119 and encodes 372 amino acids. The transcript is spliced from 7 exons. Gene Ontology annotation, biological process: intracellular signal transduction.
AUGCUAGCAGCCGGCCAACUGGAUAAACCAGCCGGAGAAAACCUCAUCAUGAACGGGGUCUCCAGCACACUCCACACCGAGCUUUUUCAGGUUAAAUCCAGCAGCCCCCCCUUCCCCUGCCUGCUAACCAGGCUAGCUCAGUUAGCCUCAACUCCGCUAGCAACCUGUGACCCUCCAGUAGUGGCUGUUAAACCAACGCAGGCGUCGUCCAUGUGGAGCAGCCUCAUCUCCUACCUCAGGUCUAAUGUGACGGUGAAGCGCCGUCUGGUCCACCUCAGGUCCCACAGCGACUGUUUCCUCGGAUCAGAGGCCGUGGAUGUUCUGAUAGAACAUAUUACCAAAGCUGAGGGAUUUGAGGGUGCCAGCAUCUCCCGGGAAAAGGUGGCGUGUGUGUGCCAGGCUCUGAUGGACUGUGAUGUGUUUGAGGCCGUGGGAACUAAAGUGCUUGGCAGAAAAAAGAAGCAGGAUGCUUUCGAGGACAGUAGGAAUGCUCUGUACAGGUUUGCAGGCAGCCGUUUACCUUCGGUUGAGGAGUUGGAACGAGGCUCACUCAUCAAUGGAAUCCAAGAGCUGUUCUGCAGGUCACCUUCAGAUGGGCUUGGAAAACAGGUGGACAUGUCCAUCCCUGCCACAGAGCUGAAGACACCUGAGAAGUUCUGCCACCUCAGGUCUGGUUUCACCGCUAAGGGGACGAUGGAGUGUCCAGUGGACGGUCCAAGCAAAGAGCAGAAGGACCCAGCUUUACCACAGUCCUGUCCCAGCAGUGAUGAUCAAACUGGUCUCACUCCCAGUCUGGCCCAGUGGAAGCUGCAGCUGUACAGGACUCUGGUCAGACACUACAGCGACACAGCCAGGUCUCCUCUCCUGCCGCAGAACAUGACGGACGUCCACGCGGCCAUCACCGACCUGCUGGGCGCUUCUCUUGGUCUGCAGGCCUCCAUCGGCGCCGACUCUUUAAAGAAGAACACAAACCAGGAAUUAUGGAUACUGCUGAACAACAUUCACCUGGAUAACAAGAUGUCGGAAAAGGAGAGAAGACGUCUCCUCAGACAGUUUUAUUUAUCCCACCCAGAGAUAUAUAACCAGUAUUUUGGUGAGACCGCUGCCACAGAGCUGUAG